AUGUCUUCCACACCCACCCAACCCUCCACCCCAACAGCAUCCGCCUCCCCAUCCGACACCUCCACCUACAACUUCUCCAUCCGCGAAACCACAAUCCGCAACUGUGCCAUCGGCAUCGGCAUCACCCUCGGCAUCCUCCUAAUGUGCUGCCUCAUCGCCAUCCAAGUCCUCCGAACGAAGAUCAAGAGACUGAAGAAGGAAAGGGAUGUCUAUGUCGGGAAGUUGAAUGGGGUGUUGGUGCACAAGGGGUUGAAGUACGAGGCUUUGUCGCCGAGGGUUGUGGAGAAUGGACAUGGGGAUGGGGGAUCGGUGGUACCGAGGGCGGAGUUGGGGAGUGAGAGGGAGGUUUUUGAGAGUGGUGGGAGGGGUGUUGGGGGAAGAUGGUCAGGGCGGGGGAUUGGAGGAUGA
This is a messenger RNA of Zasmidium cellare ATCC 36951, 408 nucleotides long. RefSeq lists its product as uncharacterized. The record is from RefSeq and is a predicted model, not a curated record. Bases 1 to 408 code for a protein of 135 amino acids. The transcript has a single exon. Lineage: Eukaryota; Fungi; Ascomycota; Dothideomycetes; Mycosphaerellales; Mycosphaerellaceae.